AUGUCUUCAAAUUUUUGCUCGAAAUUAUCCGAUGAUUACGAAAAACUCUUUGAAUCUGAAGUAGGAUAUGACGUUAUUAUUUACGCAGGAGAAGGACCAAAUAUUAAGGAAUUUCAUGCUCAUUCAAAUAUUUUAUUUAUUAGAUCUGGAUAUUUUCGUUCUGCAUUUUCUAAUAAAUGGGCAGAAAAGAAAGAUGGAAAGUUUAUUUACAGAAAGCCAAAUAUUUCGCCUCACUUAUUCAACAUUAUUCUCAGGUUUAUUUAUUGUGGAAAAAUUGAAUUGAAAAAUCUGCAAGGAUCAGAUGUUUUGGAAUUAUUUGUUAGCCGAUAUUUAGUUAAACAUCAAGCCAAAUUUUUGUAUCAAAAACCAACUGGUAUACUUGAAACUAUUCAUCAACACGAAUCAUUUACAGAUUUAUGGAAUUUUUGUCUCGAAACGAUUUGUAAGGAACCUAAAAUUUUAUUUGAUUCUGAUAAAUUUGUUAAUUUAAAAGAACCUUUAUUAGAAUUAUUAUUAAAAAGAGAUGAUUUAAAUAUGAAUGAAAUCGAAAUUUGGGAAAGUUUAUUGAAAUGGAGUUUUUCUCAAGAGAAUAUGGAAAAUGAUCCAACAAAAUGGAAUAAGGAUGAUAUUACAAAAGUUGAGAGAUCAUUAUAUAGGUUUAUUCCAUUAAUUAGAUUUUAUGAUAUCGAACCUACAGAUUUCUUUUAUAAAGUUUAUAAUUAUAGAGACGUCUUACCUAAAGAUUUAAUUCAUGAUCUUUUAGAAUUUCAUAUAGUUCCUAAUACGAAGCUUAAAACGAGUAUAACUCCAUCAAGAAAACCAAAUUUAAAUUUUGAAAUUGAUUCAACCCUAAUUCAAUCAAACCAUAUUCCUCUUUUUGCUUCAUGGAUUGAUAGAAAAGGUUCUUCGCAUUACAAUAAUAAAAAUAUUCCCUAUGAUUUCAAAUUAUUAUAUCAUUCGGGUCGGGAUGGAUUUAAUGCUGCAUCAUUUCAUAGAAAAUAUGGAAAAAAUAUUUCUACUGCGAAAUUAGGUUAUGUUAAUGAUCCAGAUAGUGCUAUUUAUUGUGUCGAUUCUCAAGGUCCACAAAUGGGUGUUUUAAUAUGUCAAGAUGAUAAUAAGUGGGUUAAUUAUGAUGAUAAUGCUACUUGCUAUCCUGAUAUUGGUAUUCCAAAUACUUCAGAUAUUCCUAAUUUUAAAGUAGAAUAUUAUGAAGUAUUUCAAGUAAUUAAAAAAUAAAAAUGUAUAAAUAAUUUGUAUGUUUAU
This is a messenger RNA of Rhizophagus irregularis DAOM 181602=DAOM 197198, 1263 nucleotides long. The record is from RefSeq and is a predicted model, not a curated record. Lineage: Eukaryota; Fungi; Glomeromycota; Glomeromycetes; Glomerales; Glomeraceae.